This is a messenger RNA of Trematosphaeria pertusa, 1497 nucleotides long. RefSeq lists its product as uncharacterized. Bases 1 to 1497 code for a protein of 498 amino acids. The transcript has 6 exons. Gene Ontology annotation, molecular function: protein binding. NCBI's taxonomy places the organism in Eukaryota, Fungi, Ascomycota, Dothideomycetes, Pleosporales, Trematosphaeriaceae. The record is from RefSeq and is a predicted model, not a curated record.
AUGACGAUCUUUGACGAAGCACGCAGAGGCACCUUGAUAGUGGCCGGGUUGACUGACAACGAACUUGAUUCAAACGACCCCACCACCGGCUGGACACUGCUUGCAACCGCUGUGGUGUCUGGAUUUCCGAACCUAGUCGAGCAGCUCCUUAAGCAAGGUGCAAAGGCGACCCUACAAUGCAAGAAUGGCGAGACGCCACUCCUUCUUGCGGCUUGGAAGACGACGAGGGAGCGUGCGCUGAUCUUGCAGAAGAUUCUUCGCCCCCUCAAGGGAGACAUUAACGAGAUUGACAAGACGUGCAAGCUCGCAGAGUACAACACGCCACUGAUGUGCGCGAUUGAGAACCUGGAUGUGGAUUCUGUACGGCUGCUGGCGAGGGCUGGAGCAAGGUUGCAUAUCAAGAAUGAGGAUGGUUUCAAUGCGGUUCAGGUUGCACAGAAUACUGGGAAGCGCUCAGUGCAAAACGCGCUGAAGCCGCAGGAAGAGCAAACGAAUCUCAUGCGCCUUGCGUCCGGUGUCAUAACACUCAUGCGUCAUGUUGUUUCGUGGGUCAACGACAAAUUUCAGGGCGCCAUGAGCAAGAUAUUUGGCUUCAAGGGAGAGCGCGAUGAGAGCACUGAAAAGACUUUGAAGCAGAGACAGUCCGGCCCGGGGGAGCCCACCCCCCAAGAAUUCGUCAAACUCGUCGACGCCUAUGUCCAAGAAAAACCUAUGCUAAACAGCUUUUUCAAGGACAACAAGAAGUUCAUCCAAGACAUAGUGAAGAAGGCAGUGGACCUUGCUAAAGACACCAGCUCAGACCUAGGAAGCGAGGAAGUCCUUCCCAAGACUGUUCAAGUGACCAUGCAUCAGCAGGUCAUCUACUGCGACGAUAGCGGCUCCAUGGUCGACGAGGAGGGCGCGGCGGAAGGCCGAUGGCCAAGCCAGCGGAGCCUAGCCCUUCGUAUUGCGAGGACCACAACCCGGAUCCUCCCUGACGGCGAGGGCGUCGCCCUCCGCUUCAUCAACCAUCAAACCGAUGAGUCCUCCACCCUGCGCCUCGAAGACAUCGGCCGAGUGCUCAACUCAAUUCCUGCGCGAGGCGGUACGUAUAUUGGUAGGAAGCUGCGAGAGCGCAUCCUCCAGCCCAUGGUAUAUGAACCGCUUACGAAGGGCACGCUGAAGCGGCCGUUGCUUGUAUCCAUUCUUACCGAUGGUGCCCCGUCAAAAAAGGACGAAGAGCUGGUGAAUGUGAUUGUCCAGUGUGGAAAUACAUUGGAAGAUUACCGACGUCCGAGAGACGGUGUCAAGUUCUUGAUUGGCCAAAUUGGGUCAUCGGACGAAGCCAAGGCUUUUUUGAGCAAACUCGAAAACGCACGCAAACAAAACCCGGCGCUUGCUAGCGUAUUGCAUAUUUUUGCCGGCAGGUUAGAUGAGGUAUUUCAAUCGUUGCAUGAUGAGCGAAAGCUGGACCGAUGGCUUAUUGAGACGUUGUUCGAGCCCCUAAAGCUGGGUUAG